Molecule: messenger RNA, 3588 nt
Organism: Engraulis encrasicolus (European anchovy)
Lineage: Eukaryota; Metazoa; Chordata; Actinopteri; Clupeiformes; Engraulidae
Product: neurexin-2-like
Exons: 23
Coding region: 1-3588 (1195 amino acids)
Source: RefSeq, a predicted model, not a curated record
AUGUGCAUAAACACCACCAACCCUACACCUAUCACCAUCAAUGGCGUGCCACUCGAGUUUGCAGAGGACUUCACAUACCUGGGGAGCCUCAUCAGCAAGGACAAUGGAGCGAAAAAAGACAUUCAAGCAAGGCUCUCAAAAGCUCGUGGGGCAUUCGCAAGACUACAGCCAAUCUGGAAGUCCCGACAGUACCAUCUCAGGACCAAGAUUCAGCUCUACAACAGCUUCGGUCUGGAGGAGUCGGUGGCCACCUUCAAGGGAAACGAGUUCUUCUGCUACGACCUGUCUCUGACGCCGAUCCAGAGCAGCACGGACGAGAUCACGCUCUCCUUCCGCACGCUGCAGCGUAACGGGUUGAUGCUGCACACGGGGAAGUCGGCCGACUACGUGAACCUGUCGCUCAAGAGCGGUGCCGUCUGGCUGGUCAUCAACCUGGGCUCCGGAGCCUUCGAGGCCCUGGUGGAGCCCGUCAACGGGAAGUUCAACGACAACGCCUGGCACGACGUCAGGGUGACACGCAACCUGCGCCAGGUGACUAUAUCUGUGGAUGGCAUCCUGACCACCACUGGCUACACCCAGGAGGAUUACACCAUGCUGGGCUCCGAUGACUUCUUCUACAUUGGGGGCAGUCCCAACACCGCCGACCUGCCCGGAUCACCCGUCAGCAACAACUUCAUGGGCUGUCUCAAGGAUGUGGUGUACAAGAACAACGACUUCAAGCUGGAGCUGUCCAAACUGGCCAUUGACCGCGACCCCAAGAUCAGUCUCCACGGCGACCUGGUGUUCCGUUGCGAAGACGUGGCGGCGCUCGACCCCGUGACCUUUGAGACGCCGGAGUCGUUCAUCGCCCUGCCGCGCUGGGAUACGAAGAAGACCGGGUCCAUAUCCUUCGACUUCAGAACCACGGAGCCCAGUGGACUUCUGCUGUUCAGUCACGGGAAGGUGACGACAGAGGCUCCUCGUGCGGGUCGCGACCUGAAGGCAGACUACUUCGCCAUGGAGCUGCUGGACGGCUACCUGUACCUCCUAAUGGACAUGGGGUCGGGAUCCGUCAAGCUCAAGGCCUCCAAUAAGAAGGUCAACGAUGGGGAGUGGUGCCACGUGGACUUCCAACGGGAGGGCAGGAAAGGCUCCAUAUCGGUGAAUAGUCGCACCAUGCCGUUUGCGUCUAACGAGGGGAGUGACUUCCUAGACCUGGACGGUGACAUGUACCUGGGAGGGCUGCCACCCGAGGGCCGCAGUGACAUGCCCCUGCCACCGGAGGUCUGGACGGCGCUAUUGAGCUACGGCUACGUGGGAUGCGUCCGGGACCUCUUCAUCGACGGCAAAAGCCGUGACGUGCGUCGGCUAGCGGAGAUGCAGAGUGCGGUGGGCGUGAGCAGCUUCUGCACGCGUGAGCUCCAGAAGAGGUGCAGCAGCGCCCCCUGUGGCAACGGAGGGGUCUGCAAAGAGGGCUGGAACAGAUACGUCUGCGACUGCACUGGCACCGGAUACCUCGGGCCCAACUGUGACAUCGAGGCGACGGUGCUGAGUUACGACGGCAGCAUGUAUCUGAAGGUCCUGAUGCCGCGCUCCAUGCAUACGGAGGCGGAGGAUGUGUCGUUGCGGUUCAUGUCUCAGCGUGCGUACGGCCUUCUCAUGGCCACCACGUCUCGAGAGUCCGCUGACACACUACGGCUGGAGCUGGACGGGGGGCGUGUGAAGCUCACGGUCAACCUAGAUUGUAUUCGGAUAGACUGUAACUUAAGUAAGGGUCCGGAGGUGUUGUACGCGGGUAAUAAGCUGAACGAUAACGAGUGGCACAUGGUCAAGGUGAUGCGGAGAGGGAAGAACCUCCAGCUUACCGUGGACAACAUCACAGCGGAAGGUCAGAUGACGGGAGCUCACACGCGGCUGGAGUUCCACAACAUUGAGACGGGCAUCAUGACCGAACGCCGAUUCAUCGCAGUCGUGCCCUCCAACUUCGUUGGACACCUGCAGGGCCUGGUGUUGAACGGCGCCCCCUACCUUGACCAGUGUAAGAACGGCGACAUCUCGCACUGCGAGCUGAACGCCCGCUUCGGAAUGCGCCACAUCAUCGCGGACCCGGUCAUGUUCCGAUCGAAAGGCAGCUACCUAGCGUUAGCCACGCUACAGGCCUACGCGUCCAUGCACCUCUUCUUCCAGUUUAAAACCACCACGCCGGACGGGCUGCUGCUCUUCAACAGCGGCGACGGGAGCGACUUUAUAGUCGUGGAGCUGGUCAAAGGGUACAUCCACUAUGUCUUCAACCUGGGUAACGGCCCGUCGCUCAUGAAGGGCAACUCUGACAAGCAGCUGAACGACAACCAAUGGCACAGCGUCGUGGUGUCACGUGACGCGUCCAACGUACACACACUCAAGAUAGACUCACGCACCGUUACACAGCACUCCAAUGGAGCACGCAACCUGGACCUCAAAGGAGAGCUGUAUAUCGGUGGCGUGGCCAAGUCUAUGUACACCUCUCUCCCCAAGCUGAUCGCGUCUCGAGACGGGUACCAGGGCUGUUUGGCGUCGGUGGACCUCAACGGCCGCCUGCCCGACCUCAUAGCCGACGCACUGCACAGGGUCGGGCAGGUGGAACGGGGCUGCGACGGCCCCAGUACUACGUGUGGGGAGGAGUCUUGCGGUAACCAGGGGGUGUGUCUACAACAGUGGGAGGGCUUCACCUGUGACUGCAGCAUGACGUCAUACGCUGGGACCUACUGCGGAGAACCUGGGACGACGUACAUCUUCGGCAAGGGAGGAGCCCUCAUCACAUACACCUGGCCCCCUAACGACCGCCCGAGCACGCGCGCCGACCGCCUGGCCCUCGGCUUCAGCACGCAGCUGAAGGACGCCACGCUAGUCAGGGUGGAGAGCGCACAAGGACUCGGAGAUUACCUGGAGGUUCACAUAGAGCGCGGGAAAGUGGGCGUGAUCUUCAACGUGGGCACGGACGACAUCAGCAUCGAGGAGAGCGCGGUCGCCGUUAGCGACGGGAAAUACCACGUGAUCCGCUUCACGCGGAGCGGGGGCAACGCCACCCUGCAGGUGGACAACCAGCCCGUCAUCGAACGAUUCCCCUCAGGGAGUUCGGAUAGCGAGAGACUGAGCCUAGCUAGGCAGCGCAUUCCCUUCCGAAUGGGCCGCGUAGUCGAUGAGUGGCUUGUCGAAAAAGGUCGCCAGUUGACCAUCUUCAACAGCCAGGCCUUCAUCAAGGUAGGGGGUGGUGGCCAGGGGCGGCACUUCCAGGGUCAGGUGUCGGGUCUCUACUAUAACGGGCUGCAGGUGCUCAAGCUGGCCGCCGAGAGCAACCCCAACGUACAGGUGACUGGUAACCUGCGUCUGGUUGGGGAUGUUCCGUCGGUCCUGACCACCGACACCACGGUAACCACCCCCCUGGCCGACAUGUCCACCACCAUCAUGGAAACCACCACUACCAUGGCAACCACCACCACCCGACGACAGAGGUCCCCCACCAUGAGAGACAGUGUCACACAGAAUACGGAUGACCUGUUGGUGGCGUCAGCUGAGUGUCCGAGUGAUGAUGAGGAUUUGGAGGAGUGUGAACCUGGAAACGCUAAUUAG